Messenger RNA from Myxocyprinus asiaticus (Chinese sucker), 1597 nucleotides. RefSeq names its product RWD domain containing 2B (gene rwdd2b). Gene Ontology annotation, molecular function: protein binding. The record is from RefSeq and is a predicted model, not a curated record. Lineage: Eukaryota; Metazoa; Chordata; Actinopteri; Cypriniformes; Catostomidae. The transcript has 4 exons. Bases 121 to 990 code for a protein of 289 amino acids.
GAUCCUUCCUGCCUGUACCCAGCGCCCACUUCAAUUUCUACGAGUUGGACAGCGUUUCGUAUUCUUACCAGCAAUCCGCAAGCAAGCGGGACUGGAAUUUGAUUUGCUUAUGUUAAAAACAUGGCUUGCUCAGAGGAAGCGGAGGCCCAGUUCUCAGAGAUAGAGCUGUUAUUAAGUAUGUUUCCAAGUGAAGAAGAGUUACUGGUGGAUCAGCUCUCUCACGCGGAGCUCCGGGCUUUUGUGGAGGGCUCAGCUGAUACUCCUCCCAGCACCAGACCACAGCUCUCUAUCAAUGUGAAGGUGGACAACCCUGAAGUGAGCAUUACAUUGUCCUGCACUUACCCAAAAGACUACCCGAAAGUACUGCCAGAGAUUACUGUCAGAUGUCCUGAGCUCACUAGAGCGCAGCAGAUGCAGCUUCACUCCGAACUCAACACCUACCUCUCUGCAAACUGCUGCGGUGAAGUGUGUGUUCUGUCUGCCGUGCAGUGGAUCCAAGACAAUGCACUAACAUACAUCAGUAAAAGCAUUCCUGUCAGUGAGCCCAAGAAGGAAAUUGUCUCGAUGCCAUCAAAAGAGACUUUCACCAGACUUUGGAUCUACAGUCAUCACAUUUACAAUAAGUUCAAGAGGAAGAACAUUCUGGAAUGGUCUAAGGAGCUGAACCUCUCAGGGUUCAGUAUGCCAGGGAAGCCUGGUAUUGUGUGUGUGGAGGGGCUGCAGUCUGCCUGCGAUGAGUUCUGGGCGAGGGUGAAAGUUUUAACAUGGAAGAGAAUUAUGAUUCGUCACAGAGAGGAUUUCCCUCUGGAAAGCAGCUGGUCAGAGGAGAGAAUUGACUCCCUUCGCAAAUUCACAAGUUUUCAUGAAGCGAUUUUUGACCCCCACGGGAACAGAGGAAACCACAUGGACCUUGGACAGCUCUAUCAGUUCCUUCAUGACAAAGGAUGUGCUGAUAUCUUUCAAAUGUACUUUGGGAUUGAGGGAAGAUAAUUGUGUUUGUUUGUUUAUCUGUGUGUGUGUGUGUGUGUGUGUGUGUGUGUGUGUGUGUGUGUGUGUGCGCGUGCGUGCGUGCGUGUGUUUGGGAUGGGGUCUCUCAUUAUAUGACGAGAAACAACAUUUCAGCCUUCAUUUUUAGGUUCACCAAAAAAUUUAAAUGUAAAAAAUAUAUUUUGAAAUUUGAAACACUUUAUUGAAUUAUGCAAUUAAGAUAAGAUAAACCCAUUCUAAUGCAGUAUGAGUUGUAACACGGGUACCUGUUUUUUUAUAGUCAAUCCUACAUACAUGUGUAUCGCACAAGACUGUAGUUCAUUGAAAUGGCCACAAGAAGGGUUCUACGUAAGAAUUCAGCCGUUAUUGUGUGUCAAUGGAAACUUUUCAGUUUAGUUUAAAUGGACUGGAUAUAAUGAUUUAAAUAAAACAUGAGAGUGAGUAAAUGAUAACAGAUAACAGAAUGUUCUAUUUUGGGUGAACUGUACCUUUAAAGGGACAGUUCACCCAAAAAUGAAAAUUCUCUCAUUUACUCACCCCCCAUACCAUACCAGAUGUGAAUUAUUUUCUUUCUUCUUCAGAUCAAAAAUUAAGAUUUUUAGAAGAAUAU